AUGUCGUUCUCGGGCCGCCGUGUGAGCAUCCUGCGCCCCUCCACUCAGCGUUCGUCGGCCAGGGAAGGGCUGUCAGACAACGAACAACGGUCCGAGACGCAUCGCCAGUUCCGAACCGCCCACUCGGGCCACUAUCCCCACGCAGCUCUCGACGCUUCCCGUGCUUCUACCGGUGUCGUCUGGUGCACAGAACGAGCCACCGAUCAUGGCUACGCGGAGGAUCCCUCUUCCUGGGCCAACCUGGGUCAGGGUGCCCCCGAAGUCGAGGACGAGAUCGAGGGAAGCUUCCAUCGCCCGACGACGAUUCCUGUCACGUUCGCUGGCCGGGAAUACGGCCCGACCACUGGGAUCAAGCCGUUGCGCACGGCUGUUGCACGUCUGUACAAUGGGCACUAUCGUCAAGGGAAAGAGAGCCAGUACACAUGGGAGAAUGUGUGCAUUGUGCCUGGAGGGCGAGCAGGGUUGAUCCGGAUUGCUGCCGUCUUAGACAAUUCGUACCUGUCGUUCCCCAUCCCAGAUUACUCGGCGUACUCGGAGAUGUUGACCCUGUUCAAGAACAUUACCCCCAUCCCGAUCCCGCUAUCCUUGGAUGACCAUUAUCAUAUCCACCCAAAUAAGAUCGCGGAGGAAAUCGCGCGAGGUACCCAGGUGCUACUAACAUCGAACCCUCGCAACCCGACAGGCCACAUCAUCGAGCAUAAUGAGCUAGCAGAAAUCCAAGAUAUCUGUCGCAAUCGCGUGACCCUCAUCCUAGACGAAUUCUACGGUGGCUACAACUAUACGACCGACUGUGACGGUUCCACAGUCAGUGGCGCGACGAAUGUCAUUGAUGUCAACCAGGACGAUGUGUUGUUGGUCGAUGGCCUUACCAAGCGCUUCCGCCUACCUGGCUGGCGGAUUGCCUGGGUGGUCGGCCCUAAAGAAUUUAUCAAAGCGCUAGGCUCAGCCGGGUCCUACCUAGACGGUGGCGCCAACGUGCCCUUCCAGGAGGCAGCAAUUCCAAUGCUAGAACCGUCACGGGUGCACACUGAGAUGAAGGCACUACAGGUGCAUUUCCGCGAGAAGCGUGACUACGUUCUGAAGCGGUUGUACGAUAUUGGCUUCCGCGUCCAGGACGUCCCGCCGGCAACCUUUUAUAUCUGGCUUGACCUGACCUCACUCGAUCCGCCACUGCCGGCCGAAGCCAACAUCUCAGACGGCCUGAACUUCUUCAAUGCCCUCCUGACUGAGAAGGUCAUUGUCGUUCCGGGUAUCUUCUUCGACCUGAAUCCCGCCAAGCGUCGCGACCUCUUCGACAGCCCGUGUCACCACUUCGUGCGCCUGAGCUAUGGUCCCAAGAUGGAUGUCUUGAAGAUGGGUCUUGAUGGCAUUGAGCGUGUCAUCAAUCGUGCGCGCGAGAUGGAUCAGAAGAAGUGGGAGGACGAGGUUGCCCUUCUAGAUCACUGA
Molecule: messenger RNA, 1446 nt
Organism: Penicillium riverlandense
Lineage: Eukaryota; Fungi; Ascomycota; Eurotiomycetes; Eurotiales; Aspergillaceae
Product: pyridoxal phosphate-dependent aminotransferase
Exons: 4
Coding region: 1-1446 (481 amino acids)
Biological process (GO): biosynthetic process
Molecular function (GO): pyridoxal phosphate binding
Source: RefSeq, a predicted model, not a curated record